This is a messenger RNA of Cylindrotheca closterium, 1081 nucleotides long. NCBI's taxonomy places the organism in Eukaryota, Bacillariophyta, Bacillariophyceae, Bacillariales, Bacillariaceae. The record is from the annotation of a GenBank genome assembly.
UUCCCGGCCGUUCCGGCAAGCGCCAACAUUAGCUUUGAAGCGCUGGCAUAUCUUUCAUCUCUUGCCAUUGCAACGGGAAGGUUACAGUGGCGAGCAUUUGCCAUCAAAUGGCCUCACUCUUUUGGAGGCCCAACAGUUUGGAAAAUUUCUCUUUUUGAUAAUGGCAAUGAUCGGAUCAGAAGAAAAAUUAAACAGUGAUUAUGAUGAUUCGAAAUUUUCAUCGUCAAUCUUUGGAACAGUCUUAACAUUCCUCUGCCGGGUCCCUCAGAACUUGAAUCUCCAGAGGGUCUGGACCGAGCAUCAGAGAAGCUGUACUCAGCAAUGGAUGGAUGAUUUGAUUGCCACCUUUGAACUUGUGGCAAAGAUGGUAGCGAACCAGAGGUCUGGUUCGUCAUUUUGCACUUUUGGUAUGCGAGAUGCACAGUUGAUCCACGACCAGGCAAAUCAUUUUGUGGUAGUUCCCACCAAAACUGGGGACAAUGAUUUUGCACAGGUGCCUUUGAGUUAUGUGACCGAUAUGAAGCGACUAUACACCCACUGUUUUGAUAAGUGGGCGCCAGGUAUUGUGGAUGUGCACGAUCCAAAAUGGGCUACUUCUUCUGCCCACCCGGCGUAUUUUUCUCAUUUGGUGCAUCCUCCACAAGAAAGACAAGCACCACCUGAUGCAGGUACUGGUCCGAUCCAGGUGGUAAAACCUUUGUUCAAACUUUUAGCUCCAGUUCCUCCAGGAAAAAACCCUUUUGAGGUAUUCAUGCCAAAGUUGCAAGCAAAGACAAGCCCAUUGAUUAUGAAUCCCAACGGUAAGACCAAGCAUCCCAUUUAUUUUCGUUCUGCUUUUGAAGGUUCUUGUACUUGUGACGCAACAGGGAUCUGUCGAUCCUGCUAUCCGCCUUUGUCGGCGGGAGUGGGACAGGAACGCAUGCAUGUUGACUUCAAUGAUCCCUGUUGGCAGCGAGACAAUUACCGAGAAGAACAGUGGGCGCCAGUGGUCAAAUUUGUAAAGCAUUACCACGGGCUUGGGCUUCUUGGUCCAACACAGUGGUUGAAGGAUACCACUCCCAAUACACCUUGGGCACCUUGA